AAAUUAUAGUCGCAAAUUAAAAUAAAAUAUUAAAAUCCUCCUUUGUUGGUUCCAUUAUAUCUAUGCAGCUUAAAUCCUGUCUUGUCUGUCGGUUCUUCAUCCUGAUCUUCAUUCCAUCUUCAUCCCAGCGACUUGGUUCUUUGGCCUUUGCUCCUCUUUCUUCUCCUUUCGCCUUUAUUUCUUUUCCUGCCAAGGCUGUCUCUACUUGAUAAUGGCUCCCACUCAUCGCCGUGGCCCUUGGGUCCCUGAAGAAGACCAGCUUCUCCUCCAGUUGGUGCGCGAACAAGGCCCCAACAAUUGGGUGCGCAUCUCCCAGCACAUGCACUACCGAUCGCCCAAACAAUGCCGGGAGCGCUUCCACCAGAAUCUCAAGCCCUCGCUGAACCGCGAACCCAUCUCCGCCGAUGAAGGCCUUAUGAUCGAGCGCAUGGUCAACGAGAUGGGCAAGCGAUGGGCCGAAAUCGCCCGCCGUCUGGGAAACCGCAGCGACAACGCCGUCAAGAACUGGUGGAACGGCAGCAUGAACCGCAAGAGGAGAGGUGGUGUGCCUUCGACUUCGUCUUCGCGCACUUUCAACGGCCGUAUUGAGGCCCCCUACCAGAGAGCGUCGAUUGCCAUGAGCAGUCCGGCUCGUUCGCGCUUUUCUUCCAUCUCCCACGACGCUCAGCCCUGGACGAAAUCGCCUGCUUCCAUCUACUCGAGCAACUUUUCGCCUGACUCGAGGCGCGAAUCGAUCGACUGCCCCAGACAGUUGACUCCCAUCUUUACUCUGCCGUCUAUUAACCGCCCCGUCGAAACCCCGCUCACAUCGCCCGCUUUCUCCGAAACCUCCAAUGCCCCUUCUCUCGAGCCUCCGUCUAUGGUCUCCGACCACAACUCCGUCUCUUCCUCCCCGCGCACCAUCGCCUCGCCGCAACUGCUCCCUCUCCCUGUUGAUCUGCGCCAGCAGUACGAGCCGCGGAGACAGAGCGCCUCUUCAGUAACUGAAGAUGCGUAUUAUGGCAACUACUCGAGCACAAAGACACUCGAGUCGCUGCCCGAUUACGCCUUAAAACCACGCUGGAUCCCCGACCCUAGUGCGUCUUGGUCUGCGUGGCCGCGAACAGAGUCGUUGAAGAUGGAACCCUCGCGGGAUUCCCGCAUGGGAUUGAAUAAUCUGCUCAACUAGUUGAUUUUCUUUCUGUUCAUCUUACGACAUCUCCUUUGUGAUUGAAAUUCCCCGACAUGUAUGAUAUGCUCUACAUGUGUUUCCGACCAUUGUCACUCCUUGUUUCCUUUGUUUAACUCGAUACUCUCCUUUGUACCAUCUAAUGUGUAUUAUUCUGUGCAUCCACUGCCGGUCAUGUGGUUAUGAUUUCUUUUUUCUUACUGUCUGUCUGUCUGUCUGAAAAGCAUUUUGCGAGUGUUGAGGAGCGUUUGGCUUAGAAAAAAAGCGAUGGAGGAAGGGUGCCUUUACUGUACAUGUGUCUGUCUAUUUUGGAAUGUGGUGCUUGGAAUUAAUAAUACCCCUUGAAUGAUAAUCACUAUACUAUACUUUUUACAUACUACAUCGUGUAUCCAAUACUCCUACCCAAGAUAGAAGAUGUGGCUGGCUGUCACCCACGGUGUAAACGGAAUGUCC
Aspergillus wentii DTO 134E9 is the source of this 1621-nucleotide messenger RNA. It is a transcript of the gene flbD, whose product is annotated as putative MYB family conidiophore development protein FlbD. Gene Ontology annotation, biological process: positive regulation of transcription by RNA polymerase II; mitotic cell cycle. The record is from RefSeq and is a predicted model, not a curated record. Gene Ontology annotation, molecular function: DNA-binding transcription factor activity, RNA polymerase II-specific; RNA polymerase II cis-regulatory region sequence-specific DNA binding. The coding region runs from base 212 to 1168 and encodes 318 amino acids. NCBI's taxonomy places the organism in Eukaryota, Fungi, Ascomycota, Eurotiomycetes, Eurotiales, Aspergillaceae. Gene Ontology annotation, cellular component: nucleus. The transcript is spliced from 2 exons.